UGUUAAACAAAACUCAUUUCCGUUCGAGAUGGUGCACACUCUACGCAAAAUAACUAACAUUUGUCGGCUUUGUUUGUGCGAAGAGCUGGACAUCCUAGUUCCUGCCAAGAAUGUAUUUGAUUCUUUGCUUACCUCGGAGGACGUGGAACGUUUUACCAGCAUACAGAUCCCAACCGAUGACAACGUACCUUACGUGAUCUGCACCGAUUGUAGAAAUGGCUUAAGAAAAUCAGCUGCCUUUCGGAAGUGUUGCGUACGCAAUGAUCGACUCUAUAACCAAUUGUUCUCGGAAUUGAUCGUCGAGAUUCGGUACGGAACAGAACAACAAGCCACCAAAACUAUUCACCAUGAUUUGGAAAGCCUUUCUGGCACUCCCAUUUCCAGUCAGCUGAGUGAGCCAAAGUCGGCUGCUGCGAAAGCCGUUCGGUCAACCAAAAGCAAGCGAAGUAAACCCACGAAAGCGACAACAGCACCUCUAACAACGCAACAAGAUGAUGUUUCAGGGACACAACAAGUACAAGAAAGUACUUUGCAUCUUGAUUGGCCGUAUUUCACGAAACGUCUGUGUAACAUAUGUGGCCAGAUGGUUACCAACUUGAAGCGUCACAUGUUGAGUCACACCAAAAAAGCAAUGUACGCUUGUCCACACUGUACCACGACACUGACUGAUGGCUCCAAUCUCGUGCGCCACAUUAAGUCGGUUCAUAAGAAAAUGACCGUUAAAACGUGUGAAAUAUGCAAGAAAGGAUUUACGUAUCAGGUCACCUACAGCCAGCAUAUGCUCAUCACGCACGGUAUCGGAGAAAAGUUUGAAUGCAAAAUGUGCCUUAAACAAUUCAACGGGAAGAGUACAUUAAGAGAUCAUAUCAACCGGAUACACAGCUCACUAAGAAGAUACGAAUGCACGUUUUGCAGCAAGCAAUUUAAAACGAGUCGAGAUCUAAGACACCACGGUCGAGUACAUUCCGAAAACCGGCCGUAUGCCUGCAGCCUCUGUCCGAAGCGGUUUAAGAGCAGCUUCGCACGCAAUACCCAUCAACACACCCACUCAGGGGUUAGAUUUUCCUGCCAGCAUUGUGAUAAGUCAUAUCCAUAUAAAUGCCAGCUUAGCAUACAUAUGCGAAAGCUUCACCCGGAGUCGGUUGCCGAAAACACGGACGGAUCCGUUGGACUUAAAAUUCAAAAAUAAACUGGCAGCACGAUACUAGUGAUGGGUAA
Messenger RNA from Anopheles arabiensis, 1218 nucleotides. Its product is annotated as myoneurin-like. Gene Ontology annotation, molecular function: RNA polymerase II transcription regulatory region sequence-specific DNA binding; zinc ion binding; DNA-binding transcription factor activity, RNA polymerase II-specific. The coding region runs from base 29 to 1189 and encodes 386 amino acids. NCBI's taxonomy places the organism in Eukaryota, Metazoa, Arthropoda, Insecta, Diptera, Culicidae. Gene Ontology annotation, cellular component: nucleus. Gene Ontology annotation, biological process: regulation of transcription by RNA polymerase II. The record is from RefSeq and is a predicted model, not a curated record. The transcript has 4 exons.